UAUGACUGACAUAAGGACGGAUGCUCUUGCCAAGUCAACGGCUGGUCUUGGUGUUAGUGAGGCACAAUUAGAGAGGGAAAGGAUGGCUAUGAAUGAAAAAAACACUGCAUACAGGCCAAACUUUUUUAAUGAUGAAGAGAGUAGAAAUGUCCUUAAAUCUAUUAGCAGAACAUUCAAGAAGUUUGAAUUAGCUAAAAGAUUAAUAAUGAGUGAAGGAGAAAGAAUGAAAAGAUAUGCAAAUGAUCGGUUACUUUUAUCCUCAGAUAUUUGCACAUAUUCCAAGAUUUUAGAUGGACUGAUAAUGAAGGAAGAAAAUUUACUAGACAAGCAGGGCUUGUCCUUCGAUUACAUAGAAUUUUUAGAUGAAAUGGGAAAGGAUCAAAUACAUAAUCCAAUGAUGCAAGGCAGAAUGUUUAUAACAAACUUCCGUUUUAUACUAAUUACUUGCGAGCAAUUAAAAGGAACGAUUCUAUCAAGGUCUAACACUUCAAAAGCUAGAAGAGAAAUUUACGAAAUAUCGUCUUAUUUAAACGACGAAGUUCACUAUAAAAGUAUAACUUUAGAUGAAAUUGCUGACAUAGAAAUUCAUUCGAGAACGGGAGGUAGAGCCGAAACUGAAUUAAGGUCGAAAAAGAGACACUUCCGACCGUGGAAGAGUAAAGAGAAAUGGGGAUAUUGGAAAACUGCUAGAGAGGGUGUUGAAUAUUCUGAGAAAGUUUUAGUAAUAUCCUCUAAUUUAAGGCCGUUUGAUGAAAGAUGUCUUAUAAAUAUUCAUGUUGAUGAGAAUAUGGAUAUAGGGAAAUUAGCAUCCUAUGCAGCUUUCCUGCAAAGAAACUGUCUAAGAUUAAGCGAAAUGAUACCGAGAAUGAUGAGCAACGAAGAGGUAGAUGAUUUCAAAAAAAUGUAUGAUACUUUACCCCUUAUUAAAAAAGAGGAAAAGAAAGAAAACACGGAGGAAGAAAAGCGUAAUAGUAGUGAAAGUUUAAACUCUAUGGAACCGGAACAAUCAAACGAAAGAGAAGAUGAAGAAACUGAUAGAGAAAAUAAUAAUGUCGAAUACGUUGCACGCGAACCAAAGAAAGUGGAAUCAUCAAAAAUAACCGAUUCAAUUACAAAAGAAGGCAAUGAAGCAAAUAACGAACAUUUUUCCAAUAUAGCAAAUGUAGCACAAGAUAACUUAAGAUUUAUUAUUCGUAACAAAGGAAAGUAG
Molecule: messenger RNA, 1210 nt
Organism: Dimorphilus gyrociliatus
Lineage: Eukaryota; Metazoa; Annelida; Polychaeta; Dinophilidae
Source: the annotation of a GenBank genome assembly